Molecule: messenger RNA, 6582 nt
Organism: Lates calcarifer (barramundi perch)
Lineage: Eukaryota; Metazoa; Chordata; Actinopteri; Centropomidae
Gene: lipeb
Product: lipase, hormone-sensitive b
Exons: 13
Coding region: 313-2823 (836 amino acids)
Biological process (GO): triglyceride catabolic process; cholesterol metabolic process
Cellular component (GO): cytosol
Molecular function (GO): triacylglycerol lipase activity; sterol ester esterase activity
Source: RefSeq, a predicted model, not a curated record
UCCCUUCGCUUUUAAAAGAGGCACAGGAGGGAUGAGGGAGAGGAGACAAAAGGACAACACAUUGCCUCUGAGUAGAAUCGGUAUGACAGGCUGGCAUACAGAGGCUGACAGGGGAAGAGCAUCGUAGGGACAAGAGAGCGACAGACAGACAGAGGGAGAACAAAACCAAUCGGAAGACCUUUUCUCUGUGCUCCCUGCUACCCCUCCCUCCCUCUCUUUCUCUCAUUCUGUAUCUCUUUUUCUCCAUGCUCUCAUUGCUUUCGUGGAAGAGAGGAGACAAACAAGGACAGAGCCUUGAACUCAGAAGCUGUGAUGGACACCAAGGCAGUGUUUGCGGCCCUCUACAGCGUGUGCGAAGAAAAUGCCACUUUCUUCUCAGGGGGGGCUAAGGGGUCGCAGGGUGAUGCGGCUCGGCGACUGGUGGAUGCCAUGAAGCUGAUCCAGGAGCACGCUCGCAGUCUGGAGCCCGUCAUCUCUGGCUUUGCUGCAGUUUACCAUCAUUUUGACUUUGACCCACACAUACCUGCUAAUGGCUAUCGCUCGCUGGUCAAGGUGGUGCGUUGCUGCCUUCUCCACAUCAUCCACAAGGGGCGCUACAUCACUGCCAACCGCCGCAGCAUCUUUUUCCGAGUAGCGCACAAUGCAGGGGAGAUGGAGGCGUACUGCAAUGCCCUGUGUCAGCUGCGUGCCCUGCUCUACCUGGCUCAACGUAUGCUACAUGACAACAGCCAUGGCAACCUUUUUUUCCACGAUGAAAGUGGCCUAAGCGAGAGCUUUGUCCGCGAAUACUCCUCCAUGCACAAGGGGUGCUUCUAUGGCCGUUGCCUGGGGUUUCAGUUCACUCCAGCCAUUCGGCCCUGUCUCCAGACCAUCGCUAUCGGCCUUGUGGCCUUUGGAGAAAACUACAGGCGCCAUCAGUCAGGAAUAGGUGUAGCAGCCAGCUCUUUCUUUACCUCAGGGAAGUACGCCAUCGACCCAGAAUUGAGAGGGGCAGAAUUUGAACGUAUCACCCAGAACCUGGAUGUUCAUUUCUGGAAGACCUUCUGGAACAUUACUGAGACAGAGGUCCUGUCUAGUCUCGCCAGUAUGACAUCCACUCAAGUUAAGGUGAACCGGGCUCUUUCUGUGCCCCCUGUGCCCUUUGACCUUCCCCUGGCGGCCAACCACAGAGCAUCUGUCACUAUAGCUCCACCAUCAGCGCACAUUGGCACUGCUCCGGUUCAGAUGAGGCUCAUCUCUUAUGACUUACGUGAAGGACAGGACAGUGAAACUCUGCUGUCUCUCUCCCGAUCUGAGGGGGGUGCCAUCUCUCUGUCAUUGGGGUUGAAGACCAAGCGUCUCCCCUCUUCUCCCUGCUUGCUGGUCCAUUUCCAUGGGGGAGGCUUUGUGGCUCAGACCUCCAAGUCCCAUGAGCCCUAUCUGAAGAGUUGGUCCCAGGACCUCGGUGUUCCCAUAUUGUCAGUGGACUACUCUCUGGCUCCUGAGGCACCCUUCCCAAGGGCCCUGGAGGAGUGUUUCUAUGCCUACUGCUGGGCUCUGAGAAACCACCACCUACUAGGAUGGACUGGAGAGAAAAUAUGUCUAGCUGGAGACAGUGCGGGAGGCAAUUUGUGUGUGACGACAUCAUUGCGUGCUGCUGCCUUUGGUGUGCGAAUGCCAGAUGGCAUUGUGGCAGCCUACCCGGCUACCCUGCUGACUGCCUACGCAUCGCCCUCCCGUCUGCUAACACUUAUGGAUCCCCUGCUGCCACUCAGUGUGCUCUCCAGGUGUCUCAGCGCCUACGCAGGCAAUGAGCCGCAGACUGAGAAGCAGGUAGAGAAAGUUAGCACACUGAGCCUGGUGAGGAGAGACACAGCGCUGCUGCUGCGAGAUUUCCGACAGGGAGCCUCCAACUGGAUCCACUCUCUGCUGGAUCCCAACAGAGCCUCCCCCUCCCCCAGCACAGCUGCAGAAACGCCACCAGGAGCUACUGACGCAGUGAGGAAGAGCAUUUCAGAGGCAUCCAUCUCUUCCCCUCACGCUGACCCCCCUGUACCCGCAGAGCCCUCAGAGUUCCCCACCAGGAAAUUAUCUGUUAAGAGUCAGACUUGCCAGGACUUGGGAUCCCACAGUUCCACUUCGCACAGUGCACCGUUGCUCUCUGAGCGCACACCAGAAGAUGUGAAUUUCUUCCUAUCCAAGGAUGCGGAUCCUUCCAUUUCUAGCGACCUGUCUUCAGUGGCCAUACCACCCCCUGCUGGAGAGGAGGGAUUGGAGCUGGAACACCCCAGGGAGUUCCCCCUGGGGUUUGAGCCACUGCGCUCAGAGCAGCUAGCUGAGAUGAGGGUGCAGAGCUCUCCGGUGGUCAAGGACCCUUUCUGCUCACCUCUGCUGGCCCCUGAUAGCAUGCUGAAAGGCCUGCCACCUGUACAUAUAGUGGCUUGUGCGUUAGACCCCAUGCUGGAUGACUCUGUGAUGUUUGCCAAGCGUUUGAGGAGCAUAGACCAGCCUGUCACUCUGUGUGUGGUGGACGACCUCCCCCAUGGCUUCCUCAGCCUAUCACAGCUCUCCAGGGAGACGAGGGAAGCUGCCAAUGUGUGCGUGGAGAGAAUUCGCGCCGUCUUCACUCAGGAGGACACGCCCCCGGAGCCACGCAAGCACCGAAAGCUGGAAAGGACCGAUAGGGGCGUGCCGGCCUCUUCUGGGGAGGUCGCUCCUCUUUUUGCUGGCCCCAUUGAGGGAAGGGAGUUAGCUGUCGGGAGAGGGGCUAAAAUUGCUGAUGGGGAGGGCUUAGUUGCUGUGGCAGCCCAGAAUAACACUGACGCUGGUGGUAUUGGGGCUUAAAUAAGGUUAGAUAAAAAAAGAAGGACUGCUGUUCACCCGAGGAGUGAAGCAAGAGAGUAAAUGAAAGUCAGACAAAUUUAGGCAGUGCAGUGCCUAUACAAGGAAAAGAGAGAAAGCAUCCUAAAAAGCAGAAAAGGGGGGAGAGGGCAGUCUUAGAGAAUGCCCAGUUUUUGAGAGACAGAAUUGUAACUUCCUCUGCUUAACAAUUCUUGCCACUUGUCUGUGCACCAUCAUGCACCGAUGCAAAUUUGGCAGACAAAACGUACACGCCCACAAAAGACAGUCAUGUUUAAGAAUAAAAUGGUAAUUUAGCAGCUACUUAGAUCAAAGACCAACACUCACCCACGCAUGCAGCACACAUACUUAACAGAGUUGCCGUUAGGCUGCGGAGGCUCGGGCAUAAAGCAGCGCAGAAGAUUCUUGAGACGAGGCCUGAAUGGGUGAUUCAUCUAGGCCAAGGCAGUCAUUUGAGGCCCUAAUCAGAUGGUGGUAGGCACACUAUAUGCUUCUGUAUGGAGUCAUCCUUAUCAAAAUGGCCACUUGUCCUUUAGGGAGCCACUCUAAAUCACACUUAAUAACUCCACAUUGUGUUCUCCAUUACGGCAGUUUGGCAGUCAAUACAGCUUACUUUGUGGAUAGUAACUCUGUUGACUCUCUCCCAAAUAGAAUUACCAAGCUAAAACACAACAGACUGAAAGGCUCAAAACUGAUUUACUUGUUUCUUGAGAUUCUGUGGCAGUUUUUAAUCAUAUUAUUAACCCUAUACAGUAGUAUUACUUUUGUUAUUUAUAUCUUUUUUUCUGUUGCUGCAGUAUAAUCCCUGAAUCAUGACAGGUUUGUUUGUUGAUUUAUGCACUAUAUUAUUUGUUUAAUGUAAUCUUAUGCUGUUUAUUCCACAUUUUUUGAAUGUGUUCAAUAUUUACCUCUGCCUCCUUAGCCACAGCUGAUCCAACAUACCAGGACUUUCCAAUUAAACUUAUGUUCUACUCUUGGUAAUGCACAGAGAUAGCAUAAAUGUGGAAUAUUACACAGGGACACAUUGUCCUCUCUAGGUGCUUCCUGAUGUUUUUUUGUAGUGCUGAUAUUACUAAUGCAAUGAUUGCAUUUUAUUGAUUACUAAAUGAAAUUUGUGGAGAUGCACUGAGAUGCAUUAUUUUUUGAACACUAGUACAUGCUUGAAAACCUGAGUCCCAUCUCAAGUAUUUAAAGAGCCUCAACAACAAUCAUAGCUCUGAGAUGUCUGAAAGAGGCAAGCAAAAAGCCCUGCCUUCAGCUAUCAAUACAUAUUUUAAACUUCACUGCACUGAUUUCCUCUCAGGUUGUCCCAGUUCCUCGCCAGGCGUUAUUGCUCACUACUCUACUUCUCUGCACAGUACGCAGUGUGUCAAAGUACCACUUCUCUCAGGCCAGGGGAUUUCCUACCUGACAACCUGUUUCCACAAAUCAGAGGCUUUUAGGCAAAGCUCGAGGACACUGACCAAGAAAAUAGUUUGUCGGAGUGCUGUGUAAAAGCCACUGAACUUGUAUUUGGCCCACUAAAAGUGGCCGGCAGUCCAUAUUUUGUAUUUCUUUUUUGCUCCCCACCAUUACAUUUGGGGUUGACUUUGUUUUCGAUAACCUGAGGACACUCCUCUGAGCAAGAUGCCACUGAAGCACUUUGAAGUGCACAAAAAUGCCCUUCAGAGGGUCAGUCCCUCUAUCAGGUCCAACUAAAUAUAGAUGCCAACAAUGCUGGCACUGUCCUGCCCUUGCCUGGGCUGGGGUUGCCAGGUCUGUAGAGAGGGAUGCUGUGUGAUGAAUAGGAUUUAGCUGAAGCUUGGAGUGCAAAAAUCCUCCCCACCCAUAGAAGAGCAGGAUUUUCAGCAGCAAAGUCAUGCUACAGGAUUAGACCAUGCUAAGUUCUGUCAGCUCAGACUACUUACUGCAAUAUUUUUAGUCAGAUUGAUGGAGAGAACCACAGCCAUGAAGAGGCGGGAAGUAAUACACUCAUUCUCUCAGAAGUUUGCACUUGCUUUACUAGCCACUGUUUAUGCUCACUCUGCACUUUUGCAGUAGUUGGUUUGUCAAUCCGUGAAGUGUAUUUUAGGCUUGAGCUUGUAUACAUGUCUCUGUUAUAUGGUGCCUGAGUGUGUGUGCGCUCAUUCACAUGAUCACACUAGUCUCUCAGUGUGUGAGAAACAUGAGCUCACACACGGGCACGUCCUCUUUGUUUGUGUCGCGUGUUCACAUUAAGACAGGGUUGGCACUUUACAGUUGAGAGAUUAUUCAUAGCAUUAAUCAUCUCUUCAGAGCAACCUCCAUGGCACAACAGUUUUUGUUAAUAUACAUGGGCUUGACUUCAUCAAUGCUGAAAACUCCUCCGCCUUUGAAGCCCAGCAGUUGUAUAAAUUACAUGAGCUACAACAAAAUGUCAAAGAGUUGUGUCAUAUUUAUUCAUUUGCUGUGUUUUGACCUUCACAUGCCUCUUACCCUUGAUGACCACUGAUGCAUCAGGCUAAACUGAGUGCAAGUGAUGGACCAGAGGGCCUAUUUGGUGUUUUGGACAGAUGAGUUUGCAGAGAGUGAGUAAGUGUUAUGUUUAGUUCUCCCAUUCUUGACAUUAUUGUUGUUCCACCUAUGCUUCAUAUGUGCUGCCUGUAACUGUGAUCUGAAAUGUUUGAUUCAGUAUUGUUUCAAUUAGUGCCGCUGCUUCACUGUGUGUGGAUAAUCCACAGAGCAUCUUUAUAAUCCCAAAUUGUUCUUGUGAGUACAAACUAAUUUUAGUGGUUCAGUGUAAUAUUGCUUUUUUUUGGUUGUUCAAUUAUUAGGUUGUGCAACAUACCUCUACAGGUUUACUCUUCGAAAGCUCCUCUCAGCAGAGAUUUUCUUUGCCCCAGGCUGAUUUUUGAUGAAGUGCAAUGCAAAAUGCAACGCUGCUGCAAACAUGAGCCAGUCGGUUCAACCAUUAGGUCAACAUUUACAAGCUAUGCAGUUAGACACCAGCAUCACACUAUCAGUGCUUUAUGUGGCUAUGUCAAUUCUUGUUGUGCAAUGUGUUUGGAUCACCUCAAGGUUGGACUUCAUAGUUAGCAUACCAACUUAUAUAUUGCAAAACUUGUUUUUAAAGCAGAUUUAACAGGGUUUCUUUGAUGCUGAAUUAUUUUGCAAAUGUAUCGGUGUGUUAGACUGACCUCAACCACCUCUCAAAAAUAUGUCCUAAGGAGAAAAAUGCUUUUAGUGUAUCAGUUAGACAUCUUUCAUUUAUGGUUAGUUUUAAGCAGAACCAAAGACUGAAGUCAAGAGUCUUGAACAAAUGUACUGUCCUAGCUGUUUAGUGUUCACUGUAUAUGGUAUUAUUGAAAAUGCAGGUGCUCUGCAGUGUUGUAGCCUGUCUGCACUCCAUAUGCAAAUUGCUCCGCACUAUAAAAUGCAGUUUUGAUGUAGAAUAUAAUUAGCCUUUAAAAACAAAAACAAGCCAUAGACUGGAAACAAAGUUGUUUUAAGUUUACUUGUUGUUUUUUUUUAAUUUUUUAAUUUUUAUUUUCCACCACACCACAAGUGCAAACCUGUGAAUUCAAAAAAGAAUGUGUAUUAAACAUUAUAUAAUUCAUGUAGAUAGUUUUACUUUCAGAUUUGUUAACCAGAUCGAUUGCAGAUUGAUUUUUGACUGCAUUUUCUCUGCAGGUUUCAUACUAGAGUGUUGUAUCUGAUAUGCCAUGAGUAGGCUGGAUUCUUCUUUUGUUAACUUUUAUCUAAAUAAAUAUAUUCUCUCAUGAACAA